AUGCUUUCAAACAACCUUCCCUCCACAGAUGUCUCCACUCAAUCAGUAGCAGCAGCAACAACAACUCUUCCGAAUGGUUAUUCUCGGGAGUGGCCAAUCAUCGUUGAAAAUUUACAGAAAAUUGCAAAUAGAGAAAAAGUGUUUGGAUCGAUUGCAGCUUGGAUUGAAUUUGUAAAGGAUUUGGAUCAGAAAAUUGUUGAUGAUUGUAUGAAUAAUAAUCGUGAUGAUGACGAUGAUGGUAGUGUUCAAGAAGUUUCCAGAUCAACUGAUUAUCACUUUAGAAAUUUAUCAUUCCUUUAUAAAAAGAUGAAUAUUUCGGACAAGAAGGAAGCAAAAGAACAUUCAUUGAUGAGUGAGAAGGAAUUUAUGGAAAAGGUUGUUCCAAAGAUUGCUCAGUGGAUUUUGGAUUUGGAAAGAGAGUUUCCAAGUGGAAAAAUUCCAGUCUUGAUGAUGAAUGCAUCUGGUGUUGUGAGAUUGACCAAGAGACAGAUCAGGUCGAUUAUGAGUUGUGCAUUUUGUUGUUUAUUCAGAGAAAGAGGAGAUGUAUCAAAGAAAAAUAUGGGUGUUUUCGAGUUUGGAUUAUUCUGGAGUGUUGCUUCACAAAAUUUCCUAAUGUCAUUAUUUCACUAUUUUGAGAGGAUGUAUAAAUUAGACAAUGAUAGCUCAACAAGCAGUUCUUUGGAUGAAAUAAUUUUAUUUGAAAGGAAGGUUUUAAAGAACAAUUAUAGGCGAUUCAUAGAAGAGGAAAUUUGCAAGAGUCAACAAAAGAUGUGCCCUUUAUUAUUCAAACAAGGAAAGAUUCAAGAUAAUCUUAAUCACUUGAUGGUUGAUUUUGCAAAUUGUAUGAUUGGUGGACAUGUGCUCGGUGGUGCAGUUGCACAAGAAGAGAUUUUAUUUGUUGAAUGUCCAGAGCUUUUUGCAUCCAUUUUAAUUUGCCCUCAAAUGCAAGUUCAUGAAACUAUUAAGUUCACAGGAUUUGAGAGAUAUUCAAAUUUGAAAGGAUACAUUAAGAGUAUGACUUAUGAGACCUAUCUAGACAAUCAACCAGUAAUCGAGAACGUAAGAAAGAAUCAACUAAUUGCUAUGGAUGCUCUGCAAGGAGUGGGAAUUUUCCAAUUCCAAAAAGAAUUCAUUCUUAGAGAAAUAUUCAAAACCACCUGUGCUUUCACAUCAAAAGAGAAUGAUUUCCUCAAAGAUUCAUCAUCUGAUUUACCAACAUUAGAAAACGAACCUAUUGCAAGUGGAUUCUGGGGCUGUGGAAUGUUUGGAGGUGAUAAGCAAUUGAAAACAAUCAUUCAAUGGUUGAGUGCUACUUUAUGUAAUAGACCUUCUCUAACUAUUCAUCUCUUUUCACCUGAGGAUGAGAAAAUUGAACAAGAUUUCAACACAAAAAUACUUCCAUUAAUUGUGGAGAAGGAGUUAAGUCUUGGUCAAGUUGCAGAUGCAUUACUCAACACUUACCAAUCAGUUAGAAAAACAACAUCUUUUUCAAUUUUUGAAUUUCUUCAUCAAAACUUCAAAUAAAAUCCAGAACUUGACUAAUUUC
Naegleria gruberi is the source of this 1546-nucleotide messenger RNA. RefSeq names its product poly (ADP-ribose) glycohydrolase. The transcript has a single exon. Gene Ontology annotation, cellular component: nucleus; cytoplasm. The coding region runs from base 1 to 1524 and encodes 507 amino acids. The record is from RefSeq and is a predicted model, not a curated record. Gene Ontology annotation, molecular function: poly(ADP-ribose) glycohydrolase activity. NCBI's taxonomy places the organism in Eukaryota, Heterolobosea, Eutetramitea, Acrasida, Naegleriidae. Gene Ontology annotation, biological process: ATP generation from poly-ADP-D-ribose; regulation of DNA repair; nucleotide-sugar metabolic process.